CAAAGCUUACAAUUUUGCUUUUUGGAGGGAAAACAGAAAGAUUGCUGGUGGAUUGUGAAGUGUUGAGUGGAAAAAAAUAAGUUAUAAUACUUAUAAUUAAAGUUAAAAAGUCGUAACGUAGUACCCCAGAGAUAUCAUGUCGCAAACUACGCUCACAUCAUUUUUUAAUAGCCGAAAAAGGCCAGCUUCCGAAGACAUGGUUAGUUCUAAAUCAAAAAUUCUUCACGUUGAACAGCAUAUAGAACGGCGUAAAAAUGGUCUUAAGACCUUUGAUCAAGAUGUGAAGCAGUCCUUGAAACUGCCUGUUAAAUUAUCUAAUGAAUGUAAACUGGAUAAUCGAAGUAAGGUUACUGUUGCAAGUAGCGUGUCGUCGCCGACCAAGAGUACUUCGGAGCAGAAGAGCUCAACGGCUUUUGGGAAGAAAUUAAACGCCGGUAAUAUCACAAAAACAAAUGAAACAUCUAAACCAGAUGUAGUAAAUACUGCACGAAAGGAACUUAGUCUUGGAGAUAUCAGAAAGAAGUUAGCUAGCAGCUCCAGACUUGCAGAAUUGAGAGCCACUGCAGAUCGACUGAGCAAAGGCAUACAAGAGGUUAAGGCAGCCUGUGAUAAGAGGAAUCUCAAGGAAUUCAAGUCUAUUGAUUUGGAAGUACCCUCCAGUCCAAGUAAAAAGUCCUUGGUCCACAAAGAGCUGCUAUCUCCUCAGAAAGAAGUCACACUCACUCCACAACAGAGACCUCUUAUUUCUCCAAGAAAAGUUAUUGUGAGCCCUAUCAAGAGCCCAAGCAAGGUACCAGCUUACAUCCGUCAUGCUUCCCUGGCUUCAUCAUCCACAAGCCUACCUCUGCCACAUCAAUACAGAUUCCUAGCUGAACUGUUCCGAGGUAUGGAGACUGUUGUCGCCCUUCUGUACAACAGGAACGAGAAGAUUACCUUCAAUAAACUCAAGCCCUCUGUCCAGGAAAUGCUCAAACGAAAUUUCACAGAAAAACAUCUUGCUCAGAUAAAACAUUUAGUGCCAGAUUUCUACAACUUUGAGAUCCAGAAAAUUAAAAGCUUUGCAACUUCACAAAAGGAUUCUUAUGAAAUGAUUAUCACUCCAAACUUCCCCACUGAUAUCAAAAUCAUGAAUCCAAGUGUGUUGUUAGAGAGGCGUAGAUAUUUUUAUGAUACCCUCCUUCAAUUGGUGAAAAAACAUCAUGCUCAAUACUUAUUGACACUGGAUCCUCCCAUGGUAAUACCUGAUGACAAGCUCACUCGCUGGCAUCCUGAAUUUGAGAUAGAGAAAGUGCCUGAGAUAGAAAGUGCUAAACUACCUGAACUGCCUAAUGCAGAGAAGUUAUCUACAGCACAGGAUGUACUAUCCAAAGCACGUGAACUUUUUAAGUGUAACACUAAAAUGGAGAGGGCUUUGGAGAAGUUAGCUCAAGCUAAGGCUCGAGGUCUAACUGAACAAGAGAAGGUGGCAACUGGUUUGACUGACACCAAGACAAACACUGCUGGUACUCAAACUAGUCAGCCUUCAACAAGUGGCGUGACUAUAAUGAACCCUGCACUUCGCAAUCUACCUGCAGCUUUACUGGAAAAAGUUAAAGCAAAACAAGCUGCUAAAGCCCUAGAAGCUAUGACACGAUCUUCACAGCAUGAAGAAAAAUAUAUGAUUUAUAGUCGGCUUCCAGACCUAGCAAAGACUUUAAGGAAUAUAUUUGUUACUGAAAGAAAGAAUGUCUUGAAUCUCAACAUUGUUUUGUCUAAGUUAGACAGCAGUUUUAAAGCCAAUGUGUCGGCGAAUGACUUGCUCAGGGACAUCAAAGUUCUAGCUGAGCAAGUUCCGGAGUGGAUCAAACUGCAUGACAUCAGAGACAACACAUAUCUUAAAUUGGACAGAAAUACUGACCUAAAGAAAAUAAUGUCAAAGUUGGAAGCUUUAGUAGAGAAAUACAAGUGUGACUAAUUAAUUUAAGAACAAAGUAAGUUGACAUGAAAAAGUAAAGACUGAGUAAGUAUAUUUUUUUAUGUAACCCUGCUAUUAUCACAACUACUUAUCUUAAUUGUUGUUUAAAUGAAGUUUGUCAAGUAUUUUGUAGCCAAAGCUAUCUAUCUGUAAGUAGUUUUCAAUCUUUCAUUAGAUAAUUAUGGGGAACAAUAUCGACAUCUAAUUCAUAUUUUAAUUAUUUGCUAACAAUUAUUUUGACAUUAGCAAUAGUAUCUCGACAUAAUUAUGUAUGUUAAGUUUUAACAUGUUUUAAAAUCAUAAUUUCAUUUUUUUAUAGUAUUAGCUUAUUCUCAUCUUAUUAAUAAUUGUUCAAGACAUGAAGUUUGUUUUAUGUUCAAUUAUGUUUAGUUAACAUUAGUUAUGACUAGAUAAUUUUUUCUUCUCUUAAUUUCUUUUCUGUGUGGUAUUUUCUUAAAUAAGCAAAACAUUGAAAAGUGAAUAUGAUAUUUUAUUUAUUUUUCAAGCAGCAAGUCAUAGUUGGGCCUGUUUCCUGGUCUAUAGCCUUCCAUAACUUGCAAUAGAAUAUCCUUUGGUACCAAGAAUGCUGCUACAGCUGGGUCUUUCAGCAUGUUUUGUAUGUACUCAACCUGGAAUAAAAACAUAAUAAUUAA
Messenger RNA from Pectinophora gossypiella (pink bollworm), 2607 nucleotides. RefSeq names its product DNA replication factor Cdt1 (gene dup). The record is from RefSeq and is a predicted model, not a curated record. Gene Ontology annotation, biological process: DNA replication checkpoint signaling; regulation of DNA-templated DNA replication initiation; mitotic cell cycle. The transcript has 3 exons. Gene Ontology annotation, molecular function: DNA polymerase binding; DNA binding. Gene Ontology annotation, cellular component: nucleus. Bases 137 to 1954 code for a protein of 605 amino acids. NCBI's taxonomy places the organism in Eukaryota, Metazoa, Arthropoda, Insecta, Lepidoptera, Gelechiidae.